Ornithodoros turicata is the source of this 3443-nucleotide messenger RNA. Its product is annotated as bifunctional 3'-5' exonuclease/ATP-dependent helicase WRN-like. The transcript has a single exon. Lineage: Eukaryota; Metazoa; Arthropoda; Arachnida; Ixodida; Argasidae. Gene Ontology annotation, biological process: DNA replication; double-strand break repair via homologous recombination. Bases 228 to 3257 code for a protein of 1009 amino acids. Gene Ontology annotation, molecular function: 3'-5' DNA helicase activity; four-way junction helicase activity; nucleic acid binding. The record is from RefSeq and is a predicted model, not a curated record. Gene Ontology annotation, cellular component: chromosome; cytoplasm; nucleus.
AAAUCUCAAAGUAACUUUGUUAGCUAUUGGAACCCGGUAUCAUAGCGAGAGGUAACUUCACUUAUAAGUCUUCUUUACAAAUUAAAGAUUCGCCGCAGUGAGGCGUCCACUCGGUUUGUGUUUCGCAGUUUUUGGCGCCGUAAUGAACGUGUGUUUUGUUUCGGAAGUGACCUGACUCUUGUUUAUCGUUACAUAGUAAAUGCAGUCGUGAUGGCAAGGUACUCAUAAUGUCGAGCAAGUUCACCAGUGACGUAUUGACCAUUCAAGCUGCCUUGAAGGAAGUCAAGGACGUGCUAAAGGAUGGAUCUCUGUCAAUACCGGAACAAGACCUGCCGAUGCUCUCUGAACAGUUCAAACUCCUUCUAGGCAAAGUGAACGAUUUAAGAGACACUUUGAAAAGGUACUACGAAAACGGUCCAGUGGGAAACAAUAUGGAAGGUGACGACUUCUGGGAUGAAGAGGAAGCUCCAUUCGAUGAAACAGUACUGAGUAUCUGUGAAGAAGCUGAGCGAUCCGGAACGUUAAAAGAUAGUAAUAAAGUCGCACAUGUUGCGCGGACAACAGUUGAAUCUGACAGCUACGACUUCGAAACGGAUGACGAAGACAGUCCUGCGUUUCGCGGUUCGCCGAACGAACGUGGGAGUGACGAAGUCGUCCCACCACCGACUGAAGCGCACCUGCGGGUGUUGCGGUCACACUUCGGACACACGCACUUCAGACCAAUGCAGUGGAAAAUAAUAAGGUCAAUUAUAGAAGACAAGCGGGACAAUUGUGUCAUCAUGGCCACGGGCUACGGCAAGAGCUUGUGUUACCAGUACCCGCCUGUGUUUACGGGAAAAACAUCGGUUGUUAUCUCGCCGCUCAUUUCGCUCAUGGAAGACCAAGUUCGCGGACUUGCAGCGGCGAACAUCCCAGCUUGCCUUCUGGGCUCUGCGCAGCACCAAAAAUCGCAAGUGAUGGACGGCCUAAAUGCGGGCCGAUAUCGAGUGGUGUACCUCACACCGGAAUUCGCCGAGAGUGCUGAAGCAUUCCUGAAGAAGCUUGACCAUCAGGUUGGAAUAACGCUGUUCGCCAUCGAUGAGGCUCAUUGUGUUUCUCAGUGGGGGCACGACUUUAGGCACGCCUACCGUGAACUGGGAAAGCUGAAGUCUUCGUUCCCACACAUUCCUUUCAUGGCUGUUACGGCUACUGCAACGCCAAGUGUACGUGAUGACAUCAUCGCUGCCCUGCACCUGAGAAACGCGCUUUUGACAUGCACGAGUUUCGAUCGUCCCAACCUCUACCUCGAAGUCAAAAGGAAAGGUGUUGCUGCAGAGGACCUCAAGUCUGAGAUAAAUGCAUCUGGAGGAUCAGUCAUUGUGUACUGCCCUACAAGAGCCACUACGGAAGAAAUCGCCAGAACGAUCCAGUACGACCUCGGUAUCAAAUGCGUGUUGUACCACGCUGGGCUAUCCUUGGAAGCACGAAAGUGCGCGCACAACCAAUUCAUUCAAGACGAUGUGCACGUUGUCGUGGCGACAGUUGCCUUUGGCAUGGGAAUCGAUAAGCCCGACGUUCGUAAGAUCAUUCAUUACGGAGCUCCGAGAGACGUCGAGUCCUACUACCAAGAAAUUGGACGCGCGGGACGCGACGGGUCCCCCAGCUCGUGUCAUGUUUUCUUCAGCCCCGGCGACUUUGCGACAAACAAGCACUUUCUCAAGGACAUAUCAAACCCAGAGUUCCUGCAGCACAAAACGGACAUGCUGAAUAAAAUGCAGCACUACCUCACCAGCACAAAGUGCAGGAGAAAGUUACUCCUCGCUCAUUUUGCCAGCGGAGAGGCCAGUUCCGUGGGAGGAACUAUCAACUGCUGCGACAACUGCACGCGGAGGCUGGCCACGGACGGCAGUGAGGAAGCGAAAAGGGACUACACGAAGGAAGCGCGGCAGCUCAUGGAAGUGAUAAUCGAGACGGGCGAACGUUACGGACUCGCGAUGCCCAUCGGACUGCUCAGGGGGUCGGCGUCGCAGAAAGUUCCGGAACGCCUACGUAAGGGGAGGCUGUACGGCGCCGGAAAGGCACGUACGGAAGCGUUCUGGAAGGCGUUCUCUCGUCUCAUGCUGUCAGAGGGGUACCUCAUGGAGAAGGCGAUUCACGGGCUCGGAGGCCAGAAUGCCCGCUUCUUGUCUUCCACCGUUGUGACUCCGAAAGGGAGACACUGGCUCAGGAGCGGUAAAGCGCUGUUACUCGAUCCAUCUCGGGAACUGGUGGACAUAGACACCAAAGCGGCAAGGCCUAAGAUCUGCAUCGUUCCCGCAAGCGUCAGGGACGAUUUUACGGUGGCCGCCCCGAACCGGGAUCGGAGUGAAAGAGAGGAACUGGGAGGUGCCGAUAACGCGAGGGGUGGAGGCAAUAUGCUGUCUAAAAGGGGACCGAAAACAGAAGCGGAGCAGGAGGAGGAUCGCCUGCGUGGACUCUUGUACUCCAGCCUUAGCGCACUUCGAAACAAACUUGCUCAAGAAAACGGCUACGCUCCGUACAUGGUGUUUAGCAACCAGAUUCUGGUAGACAUUGCGAAGGAAUGUCCAACGAGCCUGGACCAGCUGUCGAAGAUAGAGGGCGUGUCCGAGGCGAAGCUGAACAAGUUUGGCGCUUCGUUUAUUGCUCUGGUUGAGCAGUUCUGUUCGGCUCACCAGCUCAAACCGGAGAACAUUCCCGUCGAAGAAGCGGACGCGAGCCCAGACGUAAAGAGACUUUUGUGCAACCUCAGCGACACACAAAGGCUAUCUUAUAUUUGUUACCAAAAAGAGAACAAUAACUUAAAAAGUGCUGCUUCAGUCAGGGGACUCGCAGUCUCUACAGUUUGCAACCAUCUCGUGGAAGCCAUCAAGAUUGGACUCCCAGUCGAUUUAGAUGGACUUGGAGUCACCAAAGAUGUCUUGUCCGAAGUAGUAAGAGCCGUGAAAUCGUUGGGUGGUGAGGUAACCCGGUUAACGCAGGUCAAAGAGCUGGUGCCCGAACACAUAGAUUUCAACCAGCUAAGGGUAGCUCUAGCAUGCAUACAGACUAAGUAUGGAACAGCUCCCAAGGAAAACAUUUCAGAGGAGUCUGUGACACAACAAACGCCAUCACAGAGCAGUUCGAAAGUAGAGACGGAACCUGCAAAGACGAGUAGGAGUCUGCCAAAUUUCCUAGCCUCGGGUAAGAGACCCGGACCCGACAACAGCACGGCCGUCGUGGGAAAAAAGAUGAAACAAAGCAGUCUUUUCAGGAAGUGAUGCAGAAGCAGCCACAGUAGUGGAUCACCUCGUAUACUGUGUGUAAAUUUUGUAAAUUUUUGUAAAUUGUGUGUUCACACAUCAGUUAAAGAGAUCAUUGAUGUAAGUUUUCGUUUGCCACUGGAAACCUUGCAGUCUUGUGCAACUAUCAUAUCUAUAAAAUAAACUGCCAGUAUUUUUACCAGA